This is a messenger RNA of Gregarina niphandrodes, 375 nucleotides long. RefSeq lists its product as hypothetical. The record is from RefSeq and is a predicted model, not a curated record. NCBI's taxonomy places the organism in Eukaryota, Apicomplexa, Conoidasida, Eugregarinorida, Gregarinidae. The transcript has a single exon. Bases 1 to 375 code for a protein of 124 amino acids.
AUGAGAACCGGGCAAGCCCUCCUCAUCGAGGAGAAAUCUAACCCAAGUGGAACCAAGUCAGGAGGAGCGUUCCACAUAUUGCUCGCCCAUAACGGUGGCUCAUACAUGUUUGAACUUGGUGUCAGUGUCCACAAUAAAGAGCUAAUGGAAAGAUACCAUGAAAAAUCGGCGCUUAGAAAUGCACUUGCCAGACUUCAACUGGCUGGACACGGAACCUCACUUAUUGAACAUUGCCAUAAUUGGUACAACCCCUUCUUGAAGCUGGCUACCGACCCAUUGAAGUCAGAACUACAAGGCGAACUCACUUCGUUGAUGACGCUGGGUGUCUCAGGACAGACGGUUGACGAAGUCCUUGAACAAAUAAGCUCCAAGUAA